Messenger RNA from Nematolebias whitei (Rio pearlfish), 1536 nucleotides. RefSeq names its product prostaglandin reductase 1. The transcript is spliced from 9 exons. Gene Ontology annotation, molecular function: 2-alkenal reductase [NAD(P)H] activity; 15-oxoprostaglandin 13-reductase [NAD(P)+] activity. Bases 34 to 1122 code for a protein of 362 amino acids. Gene Ontology annotation, cellular component: cytoplasm. Lineage: Eukaryota; Metazoa; Chordata; Actinopteri; Cyprinodontiformes; Rivulidae. Gene Ontology annotation, biological process: prostaglandin metabolic process. The record is from RefSeq and is a predicted model, not a curated record.
UCCCUCUCUCUCUCUCUCUCGCUCUCAUCUUUUAUGAGCCCUCGCGCUUCUCAGGGCUCAAAAGUAACUGUUUUUCGUCUCCAGCGUUUUCUUUUAGUGGACAGAGACAACCGCAGCCCUGAGGUCAUAAUCAUGGUCCAGGCUAAAUCAUGGACUCUGGUUAAACACUUUGAUGGCUUUCCAAAGGACAGCGACUUUAAACUCAAGGUGGAGGAGCUUCCAGAGCCCAAAGAUGGAGAGGUGCUUUUGGAAUCAGUUUUUCUCAGUGUGGAUCCAUACAUGAGGCCGUACAGCAGGGUUCGUAUGAAGGAGGGAGAUGUCAUGAUCGGAACUCAAGUAGCAAAAGUGAUCCAAAGUAAAAACCCAGCGUUUCCUGUUGGAAGUCACGUUGUGAGUGGUUUUGGUUGGAGAACCCAUGCAGUCAGCGAUGGGACGGGCCUGACUCCCAUCAUGCCUGACUGGCCUCAGGACGUUUCGAUGUCUUUGGCUCUGGGUGCCAUCGGCAUGCCAGGACUGACGGCUCUGUAUGGGAUCGAAGAAGUCCUGGGACUACAGAAAGGCGAGACUCUGCUGGUGAACGCUGCAGCUGGAGCGGUGGGCUCUGUGGUGGGGCAGAUCGCCAAGAUCAAGGGCUGUAAGGUGGUCGGUUCAGCCGGCUCUGAUGCUAAAGUCGCUUACCUGAAGGAGCUCGGAUUUGACGAGGCCUUCAACUACAAAACCGUUAGUUCCCUGGAUGAGGCGCUGAGGAAGGCCUCCCCUGACGGGUACGACUGCUUGUUUGAAAACGUUGGAGGUCAUUUUACAACUGUUGCCCUUCAACACAUGAAGCACUUUGGAAGAAUAGCUGUGUGUGGAAGUAUCUCUGUGUACAAUGACACCACACCUCAGACAGGGCCGUAUCCACACCUGGCAAUGAUCUUCAAGCAGCUUAAGAUGGAGGGUUUCCUGCAGAGAAGGUGGGAACACAAACAUGCUGAAAGCCUGAAGAGACUGAUGGCGUGGCUUCAAGAGGGGAAACUGCAGCAUCGGGAACACGUCACUAGAGGCUUUGAAAACAUGCCAGCUGCUUUUAUGGGGCUGCUGCAGGGAGAAAACCUGGGCAAGGCAAUCAUCACGGUCUGAUGUCCUACCAACAAGAGGCAUUAACACAAACUCAUGAAGGAAACAAUGAAACUAGCAUCAGAAAUAAUAUGCACUAAACAAAACUAUUAACGAAGUAUCAGUAAAGCACCUUCGAGCAGCUAUUAAUAGCUUUUGAACAUUACAGAGCUGCUGAUAAAAACUAAACAUUUUUAUCACUUUAAACUACUCUGUCUUUUAAAGCGAUCUCGGUCUGAAACAUGAAUAUCAAAUUUUAAUGACUUUCUACAGUUAAGAGUUUUUAAGUUUAGCAAAAAUCCACAAUUUAAUGUUUUUUUUUUUUUUUUUUUAAUUGGCAAUUUAAUUGUGGUGGCGCAGUUGGUAGAGCCUCUCAACGAGCAGGUCGCCGCAUCGAAUCCCAGCCGAGUGACCCUUCUGGGUGGAGUUAGUAUGUUC